AAUGAUGCUGUGAUGAGGUACUGAUGGGAAAGGGUGUGUUGUUUCAUGUGUUUCCAGAACCGCACAUAAUUUACCGGCCGCAACUGAAAUCUUGAGUUCUUUCCAAGGCAUCAUGUGUGCCAAAUACUUCAGGCUUAAGACUUCAGUCCGUGGCUCCUUCAGCACUUUCUGAGAUGGAGAUGAAGAGUCUACUUUUUGGGGUUAUUCUUGGACUUUUUGCUGCGGUCCACUCAACACCAGUUAAUGCUGUGACCCAGAUUCCCAUCAAAGCUGAGGAUGACGUUUACCGAGAGGUUGUGGAGGAUGAGUUCCUGGUCGAUCAGAAAUUGUUACCUUCACUCACAACUGAACCACCUAAAAGAAACACAACUGUUCAAGCAUCCCACCCAACUCCCUCUGACUCAGAGGAGAGCGACACUCAUACUCCGUUGGAUGACAUAAUUGAGAGCAAUGCUGCAUGGGAGACCAGCGACAAAUCCACAAUCUCUGUGUUCUUCCAAGACAGAGGUGAACACUAUGAAACCACAUCUACGAGGUCUACCUCCACAGUGUUGCCACGGGAUACUGACGUCUCCACUUCAGAUUCACCUACUACCCAAAGCCCUCAGUCUGGCUUUACCUCUUCUUCAAUGCCAACUGAAGACUACGGCUUCCUGACUACCCUGAGUUCUGAUUUAGGGUCUGGAGAUGGAGAGAUCCUAGACCAGAACCCUGCUACAAGCUCCACUACGACCCCUAGCUCCAACACAGAAACUAGACCCACUUCACUGUUUGUAGAAAACGAAGGAUCAGGAUUGGGUUCAGAGCCGUUUUUAAGCUUCGCUAUUACCUCUAGCUCUACCACAGAAACUAGACCCACUUCACUGUUUGUAGAAAACGAAGGAUCAGGAUUGGGUUCAGAGCCGUUUUUAAGCUUCGCUAUUACCUCUAGCUCUACCACAGAAACUAGCACUGCAUCAUCAACCUUCCCAGCUACUACUAUCAGCAGUGAAGGAUUACAAUCAAGCUCAGUCUCAGAAUCAGGAUCAGGAUUAGAAUCAGAAAUAUCAAAAGAAUCACGCCAAAGAAUGUUUUCUGAAGUUAAAGAGCCUCACAAGGUGGAAGCUUCUGACGAUCCUGACUCUCACCAGCACAAAGGACACAAUACACCAGAUUGGAUCAUCAUCCUUGGCUUUGUUGUUGGUGUAGCAGCACUGGUAAUAAUCUGCGCCGCAAUCGCUACCAGAGACAAGUGGAAUGGACCAAACCAGCUAAAAACCAAAACUAACUCCUCAGACCAGCAGAGGGAGGUAGAGAUGGACACUUUCCUGCACAAAGACAUGCCAAGGGAGAAUGGAAAGGCAACAGAGUACUCAGUCAUUCCUCUGGAGGAGCUCCCAGAGAAAUAUUCACACUGAAGCUCAGAGACUCUGCAGGCUUGAGACUCAUCACUGAACUAUGAGACUGUUUUUCUUAGUGGAUGAAUUCGAUCGGAGGAACAGAACUGCCACAGGUGUCCUGCAAAAGGUUUCUGUGCGUUGUCACAGCCAGAACCAGAAUCAUGGUCUGUUUUUCCUGCUGAUUUUCAAAAACCUGUUGAUAUAUUUAUUACCAUAUCAACUCUUUCAUUAACUGUAAAAUAUAAAACUGGUCAGGUAAGAUACACAAAUGUCAUUUAUUUCAAAUGAAAGGUCUUUGCAGUGUUUCAUUCGCUAUCUUUUAAUUGUAAAUAAAGUGUUAAUUAUUAUUAUUUUUUAACUCACAGGUCUGUUAGUGGACACAAGAAUAAGAUUAUGUGUCCAUUUGGGUUAUUAAUGUCUGUUUUUUUUACGUGUCUUCAUUUUAAUAUUAUUUGUAAAUCUCUUUGUAAUAAUAUUAUUGAAGACGGUGUUGUGAAUUGUAAAUGAAGCUGCUCUAUUGAUCGCUCUACAUUCAUUAUGAAAGCUCCGAGAGCUGAACAGCGCUCAGCCCACUAUCUCGUUAGCUUUAUAACCACUUCAUCUGCUGUAAUGUGCACUUAUUGAAUGCUAAUAUGCUGUAUCACAU
Thunnus maccoyii (southern bluefin tuna) is the source of this 2025-nucleotide messenger RNA. RefSeq lists its product as uncharacterized. The coding region runs from base 174 to 1397 and encodes 407 amino acids. Lineage: Eukaryota; Metazoa; Chordata; Actinopteri; Scombriformes; Scombridae. The transcript is spliced from 6 exons. The record is from RefSeq and is a predicted model, not a curated record.